AUGAUUCUGGAGAAGAGAAAUCCCCAGGUUUGCUUUUCUUCAAUCGAGCCAUUUAUCUCUUUUAGAUCUUGUGAUUGUAACUCGAUGAGGAACGUUUGGAGAAAAGAACCACCGGAAGAAGAGGAAGAGAACUAUAUUCUAGGUUGUAUGUUCAAAUGCAAAUCGGUUUAUAAAUGCAGAUAUUGUCCAAAGAUCAUUUGCCUGAAUGAGAUAUCUAUACAAGCACAUGUUUCAUCGAAGAAGCAUGCUUAUUUGGAGAGAUUACAUAAAGAAGAGAAUCACAGUACCGAUGAUGAAGAAGUUGAUGAUCCAGAGGAGAAGCAGAUAAAAGGAAACAGAAGAGCACGAAGACAGGGUAAGAGAUCACUGAAAAAAGGAAAGCUCGGAACCGAGAAGGAUGAAGUGGAGAAGUCAGAGACGCCAUCUCAGAUAAAAGGAAACAGAAAAGCUCGAAGACAGGGUAUGAUGAGAUCACAAAUACAGGAAAAGGGUUCCUCGACCACACAAAGAGAAAGCGCAGGUGCGUCGCAAAAAUCUAGAAAGAAAAGGCGUAAAACUAAGGACUGA
Molecule: messenger RNA, 567 nt
Organism: Arabis nemorensis
Lineage: Eukaryota; Viridiplantae; Streptophyta; Magnoliopsida; Brassicales; Brassicaceae
Source: the annotation of a GenBank genome assembly